CCCGCACCAUGCCCGAGCCGGCGGCCGCAGCUCAGGACGGCGACCGGCCCCGGCGGGCCCCGGCCGGGGAGGAGCGAACGGAACCGGCGGCCCCCACCGGCGUCCUGGAUAAACUCUUCGGGAAGCGGCUGCUCCAGGCCGGGCGUUACAUCAUGUCCCACAAGGCCUGGAUGAAGACGGUGCCCACCGAGAACUGCGACGUGCUCAUGACCUUCCCGGACACCACGGACGACCACACGCUGCUGUGGCUGCUGAACCACAUCCGCCUGGGCAUCCCCGAGCUCAUCGUGCAGGUCCGGCACCACAAGCACACGCGGGUCUACGCCUUCUUCGUCACCGCCACCUACGAGAGUUUGCUGCGGGGGGCGGACGAGAUCGGGCUGCGGAAGCCGGUGAAGGCGGAGUUUGGGGGCGGGAUGAGGAGCUUCUCGUGCGAGGAGGAUUACAUCUACGAGAACAUCGAGAACGAGCUCUACUUCUUCACCUCUCAGGAACGGCAAAACAUCAUCAGGUACUGGCUGGAGAACCUACGGGCCAAGCAGGGAGAGGCCCUGCACAACAUCCACUUCCUCGAGGGACAGCCCAUCAUCCCGGAGCUGGCGGCCCGGGGGGUCAUCCAGCAGGUUUUCCCGCUGCACGAGCAGAGGAUCCUCAAGCGGCUGAUGAAGUCCUGGGUGCAGGCGGUGUGCGAGGCCCAGCCCCUCGAUGACAUCUGUGACUAUUUUGGGGUGAAAAUCGCCAUGUACUUCGCCUGGCUGGGCUUCUACACCUCGGCCAUGGUGUAUCCCGCUGUCUUCGGCUCCAUCCUCUACACCUUCACCGAGAGUGACCAGUUGGUUCCCUCCGUCCCUCAGACCAGCCAGGACAUCUCCUGCGUGGUCUUUGCCAUCUUCAACGUCAUCUGGGCCACCCUGUUCCUGGAGGAGUGGAAGCGCCGGGGGGCCGAGUUCGCCUACAAGUGGGGGACCCUGGACACCCCCCCCGAGUCCAUCGAGGAGCCCCGGCCCCAGUUCAGGGGCAUUAAGAGGAUCAGCCCCGUGACCAGCGCUGAGGAGUUUUAUUACCCACCCUGGAAGCGGCUGCUCUUCCAGUGCCUGGUCAGCCUGCCCGUCUGCCUCGCCUGCCUCACCCUCGUCUUCCUCCUCAUGCUCGGCUGCUUCCAGCUCCAGGUGGGUCCUUGUCCCGCCCCUGCUCCGUGGUGACCCUGUCCCUGUCCU
Neopelma chrysocephalum (saffron-crested tyrant-manakin) is the source of this 1217-nucleotide messenger RNA. RefSeq names its product anoctamin-8-like. Gene Ontology annotation, molecular function: chloride channel activity. NCBI's taxonomy places the organism in Eukaryota, Metazoa, Chordata, Aves, Passeriformes, Pipridae. Gene Ontology annotation, biological process: chloride transmembrane transport. Bases 9 to 1202 code for a protein of 397 amino acids. The transcript has 9 exons. The record is from RefSeq and is a predicted model, not a curated record. Gene Ontology annotation, cellular component: plasma membrane.